This is a messenger RNA of Nothobranchius furzeri (turquoise killifish), 6117 nucleotides long. Lineage: Eukaryota; Metazoa; Chordata; Actinopteri; Cyprinodontiformes; Nothobranchiidae. The record is from RefSeq and is a predicted model, not a curated record.
AAGAAGAAGUCAACGGAGCUCUCAGCUCAGUCAAGCAGUCUUUCAUGCGUGCAACGUUCUGUCGGCUUGCUUCAGAAGGACUAACGCCGGGGACACACCGGCCGCGGAAGCGCCGCUAAGCGCCGAGAAGCGAAUCGCUCACGAAAUUCGGCCACUGCUCGCCGCUCCUCAGUUCAGAUCAGACGCGCCCCAGUCGAUGCGCGCCUCGGCUCAGCUGUAGUUUUUCUUUUAAACACUUGGUGUCCUCCAUUUCCUCUCUGCCUUUUCUCAGCUCUUUUCCUCUACGUUUGAGUGUUUGUACGCGCGCGCGCAUCUGUGUGUGUGUGUGUGUGUGUGUGUGUGUGUGUGUGUGUGUGUGUGUGUGUGUGUGUGUGUGUGAACCUAUGGUAUGAGUUGUUUCUGCCAGUUGAAUCUGUUGGAACCUGCUCCAAUUCUGCAGCUGUAUCCUAGCAGUUUCUUCCGAAAUGGGUACGUAAAUAAUCAUGUUUUUCGGGGGUCGUGCAGCUCCUUGUGUUUCUCAACUUCCAUAAUUAAUUUAAAGUCAUCCAUCUUAACUGCUUGCCUCAGACUUUCUGCCUCUCUGUCCUGUUUGCUCCGGUGAAAAGACACCCAAAACCACACCCCCCUUCACUUGGUCACACACGCACACAAGUUCGAUGUGUGUGUAUGUGUGUGCGUGUUCGUGUGGUUUUUCUGCAGUGUCUGUUUACGAACACAUUUGACAAUUGCGGAAUUUUAUUUUGAAAUGCUUUAUUUUGUUAACUUUACCGGCCUGCCUCUUAUGUCUACGUUUGACUUCCUGCCAGAAUUGACGCGAUUCACCCGCGGCACGCGAAAAAAAUAGAGCCAACGCCGAAAUGAUCGCUGCACGGCACGGGCUGGAGCGCCGCGAGGCGAUUCGCGGCGCUUCGGCGGCCCAUGUGGUCUAUAGAAUAGCUUAACAAGGGCGCCGAAUGAAGGCGGUCCCAUUUUCGUGGCGCUUCCGCGGGCAGUGUGUCCCCGGCGUAACGACUCCAUUUAGGGUUAAAACUAACUACUUUGUCCAUUUAAAGGUGACACUGAACGAGUUCAACAGAGGCCCACCUCUUUGGCCUUUAGAGCUCCAGACGUCACGUGACUCAGAGAGUAGACGCCAUGUUGGCAGGCAACAAAGAGCUUCACUAGUGCUGCUGAUUGUCCAUAAUUGGCUUCCACCACACUUUGAAGAUUCUAUUUUGAAGGUGCCCAUGGUGAAAAGGCCUUUUACACCGUAUGAAGUGGACCUGUAAACUUUGUACUUUUUUCUGUGGAAAUCGUAAGCGCAUCAUUGAACAUUAUCAAAGCAGUCACAGACAUUACGGCAGAACUUGCCCUUUGCCCUGCACUUAAAAUUACUGCUCACAGUAUUUCAGAUCCAAACAAUCCUUGCAUGUCCAUCUGAGAGAUCAUUGACUUAUUGAAAACACUAAUGAACUCAUAAGCUUUAAGGUAAAAUGUUUGUUGUGUAGCUUUAAUAAGGCAGUUGGCCACAAACAAUUCAUUUCACAUCUAGGACAGCAUCUGUGUGAUAUGGAAAGUGUUUCAUGUCCAUUUAAUAACUGUCUUUUCAAAUCCAAUGUGUUUUCCAGUUUUACCUCACACAAGUCUCGUUGCCACCAAAACUGCACUUUAAAAGAUUUUAAGACUGAAUUUAUCAUUCAGGAAUUUGAAACAAGACAAUUUUCAGACUGCAGCGAAGUAGAACCGCAGUUGGAUACAGAUGAAGGGGAGUUUAAUGUGCCAAUUGAUAAUGGCACUGAUUUUGAACUAGAGUUCUAUGACACCAGUGAAGAAAUUCAGAAAAGACUUGCUUCCUUACUUCUGCGCAUGCAAGCAAUUUUGCAUGUCUCUAAAUUAGCCACAGAAGAAAUUGUCAGAGAAUUUUAUGACAUUGGUCUUUUGAUUGGGGAUUUAAAUGAGUACAGGAUUAAGAAUGUUCUGAAGCACCAUAGUGGUACUGUUGAUGAAAACACCAUUAAUUUGGUAACAGAUGCUUUACGCAAUCUAAGUCUUCUCAGUUCUAUUUCUCAAAGUGGGUGUCUCGGAUAAGAACAAAAAAGGUUAUUGUAUUUCAGAGCAAAGUUUGAUGUCAUUGAUCCAGUCGAAUAUGUAUUAGAUUUGCCAUCAAAGAAAACAUAUGUGUAUGUCCCAAUUCUUAGAACCCUACAGAAACUAUUAAAUAGAGGUUAUAUUAUUGACAUAAUCCUUGAGGAAGCUAGUAAAGAGUCCCAGACUGGACAUUACAAAACCCUGUUUGACGGGACAUGUUUCAAGCAAAACCUGCUUCUCUCAACAGAAGAACUUUGCGUUUUCUUAGGCUUGUAUAUUGACGAUUUUGAAAUCUGUAACCCUUUAGGCACCUCAAAAAAAAAAAAAAAACACAAGGUGUGUACAAUAUACUGGGUUAUAGCCAACUAUUUAUUAUUCAGGUCAUCAUUGUCAAACAUAUAUCUUGCUCUUUUGUGUAAAAGUGUUGAUGCUAAGACUUUUGGUUAUGAAAGGAUUGUUGAACCGCUUUUGCAAGAUCUGCAACUUCUGGAAAGUCAAGGCAUUUACAUUAGCAGGUUAGGAAAAAGUAUUAGAGGUUCAGUGUUGUUUGUAUCAUCUGAUAAUUUGGGCGCUCAUUCAUUUGCUGGCUUCCAGGAAUCCUUUAACACUGACAAGUUUUGCCGUUUCUGUUUAGCCAGCCGUAGUGACAUUCAGCAGUUUUCUGUACUCAAUAAGUCGUUUGAACUGAGAACCAAACAAUCUUUCAAUGAGAAUGUUUCCAAGUCGAAGGAGAACAAGACAUUGAAACAUGUUGAUGGAGUGAAAAGAGAUUGUGUAUUAAACAAACUGUCUUACUUUCAUUGUGUAACAGGGUUUCCUCCUGGCUUCUUACAUGACCUUUUAGAAGGUAUUGUACCUCUGGAGCUUUGUUUUUGUUUGAAAAAACUUGUUGCAAGGGGCUACUUCACAUUGUUUUUUUUAAACACUGAUAGAGCAAUUUCCUUAUACGUUUUCUGACAGAACCAAUCGUCCACAGAAAACAUCAGAAAAAAUUCUUGUGAGUAAAACUAUUGGGGGUAACGGACACGAGAAUUGGACUCUUCUAAGAUUGCGGCCCCUACUUAUAGGGCAUGUUGUUCCUGAAAAUGAUGACAUAUGGUCUUUAAUCCUAGAACUUAAAGACAUUGUUGAGCUUUUGUCUUCCUCCAAGUUUACAGAUGAAAGUUUGUGGUACCUUGAGUCCAAAUUUAAUGAGCACAGAAAACUGUUACUGAACGUGUUUCCAGAACUGAAUCUGAAACCAAAACACCACUUCCUGGAACACUAUACACAUUUGAUCCGUUGCUUUGGACCCCUAGUAAAUUUCUGGACAUUUCGUUUUGAAGCUAAACAUAGCUUUUUCAAGAAAGUGGUCCGUGACGUUAAUAACUUCAAAAACAUUCUGUUGGCUUUGUCUGUCAGACAUGAACUUAUGUUGACAUACUACUUGGACAUGGCUAGCUUGUUUAAACCAAAUGUGGAGCUGAAAGGGGUAUCUGAUGUUUCCAUGGACAUUCUUGCCUUCUCUGUGAAGCAAAUAAUUGAGAGGAAAUGUGGACAUCAAAGCAGUGUAUCUCUGGCAACAACUGCAUACAUACAUGGAACAAGAUACACUAAAGGAAUGUUUGUUUCAGUUGGUAGUACAAGUGGACUUCCUGAUUUUUGUAGAAUUGUACAUGUGUUGCAAGUUUGCAACAAGAUUUUUUUUUGUUCUUGAAUGUUUCUCAGCCUGGUAUUUGGAGCACCUUCGUUGUUACGAAGUCUGCAAGAAAGAUCCAGAUCAACUGAUUGUCGUUGAACCCAGUGAACUGAACCACUAACUUCCACUGUCAUCCUACACUGUCCAAGGCCGACUGUAGUAAAUGGAGCUGAAAUACUUCCAUGAAUGGUGUCAACGUUUUGUCAUCUCUGAGCCAUUGGAUGGUACUUAAAUGAUACAAGACAGUACUAAGAGCUCAUCAUCCAAACAUGUUUUUUUUCAUCAUGCUGCUGCGCAUCAUCUUAUCUGAAGAUGACAUUAGAAGGAUUACACUUGACAGCUUACCAGAAGAUGUUCAAAACUUCCACUCCAUACUAAAGGCCAAACUUGGACUGGAUUUGGACUUUGUGAUUCAGUAUCAAGACCCAGACUUUGAUAAAGAUCUGUGCAACUUAACCUGUAUGUCAGAUCUUCCUAAAGAUAAAGCAACUUUGAAAGUGUGCAUCAAGAAAAAUGAAUCCUAUCACACCGACUCCACCCUAGACACAGCAAGUCUGUCAUCAUCCUCCUUGGAUGAAGGACCCAGUGGCACCAAAACUCGUCAGCUUCCCCAGCCUUUCAUCGUCCCUUUAUUUUCUUUUGAUGUUGAACUACAGCUGAAGAAAGGAAAUGAGGCCUUCCAUCAUGAUGGAACACUUCUGGAUAUAUCAAAAAACAUGAAAUCUGACCUCCUGGACAAGUUGGCUGAAGCCAUAUAUUUUCACAAUCCAUAUCCAACCUGGGAAGACUAUGAUCUAGUGGCCCAACAACACCCUUGUCUAAAAGAACCGGGCUCUGUACAUGGAUGGUAUUGCUGGAAGUUCAGCUUAAAGUUCAAAAUGGGCAACUUUCAUCAGAAAAUGUGAGUGGCUGGAUGCUCUGAAUUUGGAGUGAAUGCUCGUGACUCUGGGCUACCUUCCAAAAAACUUGAGGGCCAAAAAGUCAGAAGUUAAUUUUCUGCCAAGCUUUCCUGAAGGGAAAGGUGAACCAGAUCUUGAAAGGGAGAGAUCUGCCAUAAUUGUUGAGAUGACAAAAAGAAAAGCUGACUGGAAGCAAGUUGGUGAAAUGAUGAACAUCACAUUCCCCCUACGAAGAAAAGAAAUAGUUGAAAAUGAACCUCUUGUGGCUGAAGUCAAAGAAAGGUGGCCAGCCCUGUUCAAAGAACAGCAGAUUGAAGCAGAGUUUGCUCGGCUGACAACUGUUGACCUGAAGAAGUCUUUCUUCAGUGGACUGGAUCAGCAUUUGCCAAGGUUCCUGGAGCUGUUCAAGGCCAAGAGUGGGAAAUCAGCUGGACUAAGCAGGCAGCUUAAAUGUCUUGAUGAUGACUCCUCUAUGCUGAGGAAGAGAUCAGUUGUUCUGCUGGGCCUUCCGUAUUUUCUCAAGGAUGAUCCUUCAAAUGCAUUCAAGACUGUUCAGGCCAUUGACGAGGAAGCCACAUUCAAUCGAGGAUUGAAAGCUGGAGUUCUGCUGGUGAAAGAUAGAGAGGACAUCAUUGCCACAUCAGUCAUUCUUGAGGAACAAGUGGUCCUGCCUGAUGUGGAGGACAUUCCUCAUGCUAUUGCUCUACUGAUGGGUCUGCUUUUUGCCCUUAAUAUAGACUAUCCAAAGGAACUCAGGUACACAUUUCAAGUUUUUCAAAAGAUCCUGAUGAACAUCGGCGGAGGUCAGUGUUCCUCCCUUGUGCAUGGUUUGAGAAACAGACUCUUGCGAAAAACCAUGUAGAUUCUCCUGAAAUGUCUCAUCUCAUGACUCAUGGAUGUCUGAGCUUUUUGAAAGCAUUCAACGUUUCCUGUUAAAAAUUGUUCCAAAGGUCAUAUAGAAGUUUGGCACAUGGUUUGGAAUUCUUGUGUUUUGUUUGUUAUUUCAUCUGUUUAGGUUUAUUCCAUCAGAAAAUAGUCAUAUCAGUUCAAAGCCAAUCAAAUGCAUAGGUUGAUAAAAAGUAUUGCAAAAAAGAGGUCAACAUAAGACCAAACGAUAGUUGACAAGAUUAAAAUGUGCACUAUUUGUUUAGAACUACUAUUUUGAAUUGUAUCAUUUAAAUUUUAUUUUAUUGUUUUUAUUUGUGCAAGGUUUUGUCAGAUGCUUUAAAAGUUUAUGCACUUGAAUUAAUGUGCAAUUACUUGUCUCAAUUAAGACAUUAAAUAUGUUAUAACUGUAAGACCUUGAUAAGCUGCUGUGUUUAUUAAUGUCCUUUUUGAGUGCAGACUGUUCUAAAAAGUUUUCACCAUUCAUUACAAAACAAAACAGCUUCAGUAAAUGUUGCAGAGCUGUAACUUCAUUACUGCUAAAUAAAUAAACGUAUUGCUUCUCUGUUUUUGGAGGUAAAAUUUAUC